This is a messenger RNA of Tuber melanosporum (Perigord truffle), 1816 nucleotides long. RefSeq lists its product as uncharacterized. Lineage: Eukaryota; Fungi; Ascomycota; Pezizomycetes; Pezizales; Tuberaceae. The record is from RefSeq and is a predicted model, not a curated record. Bases 1 to 1755 code for a protein of 584 amino acids. The transcript has 4 exons. Gene Ontology annotation, biological process: maturation of SSU-rRNA from tricistronic rRNA transcript (SSU-rRNA, 5.8S rRNA, LSU-rRNA). Gene Ontology annotation, cellular component: nucleolus; small-subunit processome.
AUGGCGAAAAAGCGCAGGAAUCCAACGUCCGUGCAACCCAAAGCUCCCAGAGGGAUCGAUCCUAAUGACGCAAAGAUUGGUCCGAUUGGAACAUGGGAAGACGUCGCGGACGAGGAAGACGCUUUUCACAUAUCGAGGGAUAAGGUGCUCCUGGAGGAUGAUGUUUUUGAUGAGGACGGACCUAGCGAUGAGGAAAAAGGCGAAGAGGACGAGGAGCUACUAGAAGGCUGGGGAAGCUCCAGGAAAGACUACUACAACGACCCUAGCGCCCCCGAAGAAGCUGAAGAAUCUGAGGCGUUAAGGUUGCAAUCUAGGCACCUGUCAUCACUCUCCGCUAAUGACUUUUUGUUCAAUGCUGCUGAAUGGACUAUCGCCGAUCCCCCUUCCCCCAUCGCUUCCACGACGGUAGCAAAAGUAAUUGAACAGCUCCCCUCCGUUCCUUUAUCCUCCUUGUCUGAGGAGGAGAGGACAAAGCGCCUCCACCUCCUCCACCCCGAAUUUCCACUCCUUGCGAAGGAGUUUUCGGAGUUAGAGCCGCUGCAUGCGUCACUGGGACUCUCGGCCGCAGCAGCGGAGGCGGUUGGUGAGACGGUUAGGAGCUCUGUGGCUAUCGUCAAGUUUAGGGCACUGAGUGCGUAUUUGGGGGUUUUGAGUAUGUACUUCGCUGUGCUUACUGCUGGGGAUGAAGUUGCGCAGGGGGAGGGGGGAAUGCAGGAUCAUGGGGUUAUGGAGGGGCUUGUGAAGUGUAGGGGAAUGUGGGAGGCUGUUAAAAGUCUGGAGGUCGAGGAGAUCAGUAGUCGGGAGGGACAGGGGAAGAAGAAAAAGAAGAAAAGGAUGGGGGAGGAUGGGAAGGAGAAGGAUGGCAAGCUGGUGAACACAAUGGGAGGGAAGGGAGAGCCGGAGAGGAAGAAGGUUAAGAUUUGUACUACCGCAGCGUCGAAGGCGCCCUCAAAGAAGUCAAUACCAGGACCCACAAAACCCGAGUCAGACUUCGACUCGGAUAUUGAAAUCGACUUUUCCAAACCAACACCCACCGCCCGCCCACCUCCUACAACCUCCACCUUCGCUUCAACAUCGCAUUUCGGCGACCCCACCUACCUUUCACACCCCGAUGCCCUCUCAAAAUCUGCUAAAAAGCGUACCCUCCGCUUCUACACUUCGCAAAUUGUGUCGAAAUCCGCCACGCGCGCGUCCGCCGCCCAGUCACACUCGGGUGACAUGGACCUCCCGCACAAGGAGCGUUCGAAGGAGCGCGCGAUCCGCUUACAAGCCGAGGCUGCGCGGAAGCGUAGCGCGGCGGACCCGACCGCUGACCUGGGUUACUCCAGCGGCGGCGAAGGCGCUGGCCCUGUCCCUAGGCGGGGGAAGAAUGAGAGGGAGGAGGAAGAGGAGGAAGAGGAGGACGAGUACAUGCGCCUCCUCAAAACUUCCGGCAAGGAAAAGAAGGCUGCGAAGAAAGCCGCGCACGAUCAAUCCCGAGACGCACUCCGUUCCGGCGCUCGAGUAGACACGGAAUGUGGGGAAGCGGGGGGAAAGAGAGCGAUUGGAUACACGAUUUCGAAGAACAAGGGGCUUACACCCUUCCGCAAGAAGGAGGUUCGCAACCCUAGGGUAAAGAAGAGGAUGAAGUACGAUGCGGCCAAGAAGAAGUUGGGUAGUGUGCGCGCCGUGUAUAAAGGCGGGUUGAAGGGGGCGUAUGCUGGGGAGGCUACGGGAAUCAAAGGGGGGCUGGUUAGAAGUAUUAAGCUCAGUUAGGGGGAAUAGGGUGGGGGUAUAUGUAUGUAUGUAUGAUAGAUAUCUGGGGGAGGUAAAAGGU